AUGACUACAGUGUACGAUGAUGAUGUGAAUCUAAUCGGUGCAUCUGGAGCCGUUUAUGCAAUGUUGGCUGCAUAUAUUGUAUGUAUUCUGUUUAGUGAUACAUACAAAAUUGGUGCAGUCUGUUGGAUAACUGCAGCUGUUGUUGUCGCUAUUUGUGAUACAGUUUUCGCCGUCAGUACCGAAUAUCAUGCCAACAACUUCCUUGGCGCUCGAACAGCUUAUGCAGCACAUUUUGGUGGAGCAAUUACUGGUAAUUUAAAAAGAAAAUAUCUAAACUGUACCUACCAAUUUUUUUAGUA
This is a messenger RNA of Enterobius vermicularis (human pinworm), 299 nucleotides long. The record is from the annotation of a GenBank genome assembly. NCBI's taxonomy places the organism in Eukaryota, Metazoa, Nematoda, Chromadorea, Rhabditida, Oxyuridae.